Aedes albopictus (Asian tiger mosquito) is the source of this 1718-nucleotide messenger RNA. RefSeq names its product mitochondrial pyruvate carrier 1-like. Gene Ontology annotation, cellular component: mitochondrial inner membrane. The transcript has 3 exons. Bases 384 to 761 code for a protein of 125 amino acids. Gene Ontology annotation, biological process: pyruvate import into mitochondria. NCBI's taxonomy places the organism in Eukaryota, Metazoa, Arthropoda, Insecta, Diptera, Culicidae. The record is from RefSeq and is a predicted model, not a curated record.
ACGAACGGCGAGUCAAAUCGUGAUAUCUCGUCAAUGUUUUUUUAUGUUUACGCCAGCGAGCAUACGCGAAAACAACACAAGCUCAACUCGUUACGUAUAUUAUUCAACACAAGGCCACCGAAACCGACGCAAAAAGUUCCUCUCGCUUCAGUCGGAUCGGGUUUAGUGUGCUGUUCAGGUUCUAAGUUAGCGAGGGUGCGAUAGCGCGCACCUGGUACACAAUCCGACCGGAAUCCUUCCCGACCGAAGUCCCUUCCCUGCUUGGACAGACAUACCCGAGGACAGCGGGACCCUAUCCAUCCGCACGUUCAUAUAGUCGGUUCCCUAUCUGACCAGCUACACCUAAUUGCCCCGGUAGAACGUGAUACGAUAAUCAAGGAGAGAUGGCCGCCGCACUGGGAAGGAAGCUGGUCGACAGCCUGAAGAGCAAGGAGUUUCGGGACUACCUGAUGAGUACCCACUUUUGGGGUCCGGUAGCUAACUGGGGCAUUCCGAUCGCGGCUCUCGCUGACAUCAAGAAGGAUCCGAAGAUCAUCUCCGGGACGAUGACCACCGCCCUGUGCCUAUACUCGCUAGUGUUCAUGCGCUUCGCCUGGAAGGUGCAACCGCGCAAUCUGCUACUGUUCGGGUGCCACAUCACCAACUUCACUGCCCAGAGCAUCCAGGGUGGCCGGUGUUUGGAGUACAACUACCUGGGUGGUAACAAACGUGCACAGCAACAGCAAACGAGUGAUUCCCCUGCCGAGGCACAAAAAAAGUAGGCAAAAAAACAGCCGAAUUGUGUGGUGGAAAUCUCUCGAAUGGAUCAACAAUCGAAUCGAAUCGAACCUAGAACAAUUUUUAGCAAACGAGAUCUAACUAUGUGCGGGGUGGGGAAGAAAGUGUUUGGCACAUCUAUUAUACUAGUUAGUUAACAGAAGCUGUUUUGUCAAGCCUUAAAGGUGCUGCUUUCGUGAGAGUAGGGAAUAUGAUUCUGGUAGUUCACUAGCUUUAACUAUUGUUUCGGAACUUUUUGUGUUUGUUGUUUUGUGGAGCUUGUAACAAGGCCCAGUGCGUCCUCAGUACUACUUAUAUGGGUACUAUUAGUUUACGGUGGAAAAGUGAAACAAAAGGGAGCUCGGGAAAAAGGGGGUUAGAGCGCAAACAAAGUUUUAGAAACAUACAACACUUGACAAACAGGAUACAAACUUUUACAAACGCACUUUUGCACGAAUCGUAGUCUUUCCAUAGUUGCACUAUUAUGAAAAUUUAAAGUUAGGAAAAGUUAAGAUGUAACAUAAAACAGGAAAUUGUAGCCGGGAAACUCAGGAUUAACUUCAGCCAAUGUUCAAUAGAAAUUAAAAACCCAACGCUCAACCCACUUUUGAGUUUUGAUACCAUAGUGGAGAUUACUACAAUUGAACCUAUUGUAAUAAAAGACAUAAACCAUUUAAUUACGUACUCUUGUAAUAGACCCAAUGAACAACAAUCAAACAGAUUCAGUUGCCAAUAAUGUUGAUCAUCUCGCCAUAAGUGGUCCUUUAAUCCUAUAUCUUUAGCAACAACUGGUUAUCGAAAAAGUAUACCGAAAUCGCACAUCACGUAACCAGACAGAGAUAACGAGGCGAGAUCAAUCGGAAAGUACGGGCACACUGUUUUACGGGAAACUAUUUUUUGUACAUAUGUGAAGCAGGUAUUUUCACAAUAAAUGUCUUACUCAAAAGAAAUUUUAAACUGCC